UGGGAGUGGCUUUUCCCAACUUGAUUAUCGUUUCUAAGACGGAAAUGGAACGGAAACAAACAGUCCAUACAAUGACGGGGAAUCGUCGAUUUUCACGCCAAGUCCUUUGCAGAUGCUAAUGCCCGCGGGAGAAUCAGAAGAACCCAACCGUAAUGCCGGAAGGGAAUUGCAGAUAGCGUCCACCUCGGCUCCGUUCAGAUUUCCCGAUGAUUGAUUCGUUGAGUUAAAGCCUCGUGGCUCGACCACCAGCUCCACCGGCCGUGUUGACAAGUAUUACUAUGAACCCAGGACUGGACAACAGUUCCGUUCUCUGGUAGCUGUUGAGAGAUACUUGAGAGACAAAAAACAAGAUACACCUACACCUGAUACAGUAAAAGCAAGAAAUGAAAAUACUUUAUAUAUUGAGCCAGAAACUGGGCAGCGGUUUCGUUCGUUGAAAGCCGUUGAGAGAUACGUAACAGAAGCAAAGGAAAAUACUGCAACACCUAAGGCUUCACAGAAUUCUGGUUCAUGGAAGAAAAACAUUUCUAGUAUUAUACGGUCACCAAGAGUUGUGAGCAAACACUGGUUGGAAGCUGAAGAAGAUAACAUUACACUCAAGGCAUUGAAAUUGUGCAACCGUUCAAAAGCUUCCCCGAAUUCUGGUUCAUGGAAGAAAAACAUUUCUAGUAUUAUACGGACACCAACAGUUGUGAGCAAACAUCGCUUGGACGCUGAAGAAGAUAACAUUACACUCAAGGCAUUGAAAUUGUGCAACUGUUCAAAACCUUCAAGAAAAUCUGGUUCAAGGAAGAAAUUUGUUUCUAAUAAAGGGGUUAAUACUUCAAUGCUUGAUUGUGCCAGCACACCAGCAAAGAUAAACUGAGUUCUUUCUGGUCCUGGUGGUGGUAAUGUAUGGAGUGCUUUCAUCAAUGAAUCUAUUGUCCCAGAUUCUGUAAAGCAAAAAUGGUCUGAGAAAUUUAUAACAACCAUCCAUGCACGAAUUUAAUGCACCAAGUUUUCAAGGUA
Molecule: messenger RNA, 1008 nt
Organism: Juglans microcarpa x Juglans regia
Lineage: Eukaryota; Viridiplantae; Streptophyta; Magnoliopsida; Fagales; Juglandaceae
Exons: 6
Molecular function (GO): DNA binding
Source: RefSeq, a predicted model, not a curated record